CGCUCCCAUUGGCUCCCGCACCGCGCUAGGGCGACCAUCAUCGCGACUUUUGCGACGGCAACGCAGCGCGCCCUAGCUGUCAAUCCCCUCCGCAUCUCGCGACAAUCGCCUCCGCCCGCGCCCCAUGUCGAAGCCCGAAUCUGCCGAUGGCGCCCACCCCGCCGCUAUCGCCCCCCCGGGCCCCGCGCCCCCCAAGGUCGACCCCGUCUUCUACACCUGGAGCAACACCUUCUCCAUCAUGCUGGGGCGCAUGACCGGCAACCGCGACGUCAGUCUCGAGCGCAAUUACUUCACCGAGCUCGACGCCACCAAGGCCGAGUCCAUCUGCAAGCGCUGCGACUCCAACAAGGAAUACCUGCUGCAGUACUCGCCCAUCGUGCGCUUCCUGUCCGACGAAGUCUACAAGCUGGGCGGCGACCUGACCAAGGACAACAUCCUGUGCCGCAUGUGCACGAACGAGCAGUCGGGCGGCUUCAGCCUCGACCACGGCAUUCUGCUGUGCGCCAACAAGUUCCGCAAUCGCGGGCACCAGGAGGACACCAUGGCGCACGAGAUGGUCCACGCGUGGGACCACUUGAAGUGGAAGGUGGAGUCGACCAACAUGCGGCACCAGGCGUGUCUGGAGAUUCGCGCGUCGACGCUGUCGGGCGAGUGCCGCUUUACGCGAGAGUUCUUCACGCGCAACCAGUGGAGUAUCACGGAGCAGCUGCAGGCGUGUGUGCGCCGCCGCGCGGAGCUGUCGUUGUUGCAACGGCCGCAGAUAAAGGACGAGGCGCAUGCGAAGAAGGUGGUGAACGAGGUGUGGGACAGCUGCUUCCAUGACACACGGCCGUUUGAUGAGAUCUACCGAUGAAUGGAUGACUUGGACUGGGCGGACUUGUUGUAUAUGUCAGAGAAGGUAUAAUGUGUAUGAUAGUGUACAGGAUGGCACAUGCAUAGCGACGGCGUUUAGGGACUCACUUUCGCAUCUCGGUGAAUAUAUCAUGUAAAGAAUACAGUUGAGCGUCUUCUC
This is a messenger RNA of Boeremia exigua, 1012 nucleotides long. RefSeq names its product mitochondrial inner membrane protease-like protein ATP23. The record is from RefSeq and is a predicted model, not a curated record. Bases 125 to 853 code for a protein of 242 amino acids. Gene Ontology annotation, molecular function: metalloendopeptidase activity. NCBI's taxonomy places the organism in Eukaryota, Fungi, Ascomycota, Dothideomycetes, Pleosporales, Didymellaceae. Gene Ontology annotation, cellular component: extrinsic component of mitochondrial inner membrane. The transcript has 2 exons. Gene Ontology annotation, biological process: mitochondrial protein processing; mitochondrial proton-transporting ATP synthase complex assembly.